Penicillium antarcticum is the source of this 252-nucleotide messenger RNA. RefSeq lists its product as uncharacterized. The record is from RefSeq and is a predicted model, not a curated record. The coding region runs from base 1 to 252 and encodes 83 amino acids. The transcript is spliced from 3 exons. Lineage: Eukaryota; Fungi; Ascomycota; Eurotiomycetes; Eurotiales; Aspergillaceae.
AUGCAUUUCGUUCCCGCCAUCACGUUCCUCGCUGCCAUUGGCACAGUCAUCGCUGUCCCAACUGGUGGAAGCGAGUCCCAGUGUACUACAGAUCAGGCCAAUAAAUGUUGCACCAGUCUCACCAAUGGAAUCCUGAACAUUAACAUUCUGCCUGCGCUGUGUGUUCCUCUACUCGAUACGUGCAACAACCAGGCGGCAUGCUGUGAGAGCAAUGGAAUUGGUCUUCUGAACUGCCUGACAGUGCAGAUUUAA